AUGCAAGCUAUCCGAGAGCUCGAGAUUUUGGUUGGUUUUCCUCUAUUGGAGUAUGUUGCUGGAACAAUCAACGUCAGGCCGCAUUUGCAGAUACACAAAGACAGCCUGUCAAACUACAUCUCUCAGACCGGGCCUUCUGUUUUAAGAAUGUCAGGACCAGUCUCCCGGAUUCGGCAGUUUGGCCAUGGACAAUCGAAUCCGACAUACCACGUGACGCUUUCGGACGGAAAGGAGUUAGUGUUAAGGAAGAAACCGCCAGGCAAAAUUCUGAAGGGAGCUCAUGCUGUGGAGAGAGAGUACCAAGUUCUGUCUGCUCUGAAGAAACUCAACUUUCCGGUUCCAACUUGUCAUCUCUUGUGUGAAGAGGAUCAUGUUUUGGGAACACCUUUCUACGUAAUGGACUACAUUCAGGGAGAAGUACAUAAGAAUCCGUCGCUUAAGAUGCUCUCUCCUAGCCUUAGAAGUUCAAUCUACGAAUCCAUGUGUCAGGUUUUGGCUGACCUGCACAGUGUCGAUAUAGAGAAAGCUGGCUUGCAGGCAUAUGGAAAGCAAGAAAACUUUUUUCAAAGACAGAUAGGAACGUGGACAAAACAAUUUGAAGCAUCGAAGACUGAAGGGGGCGACUAUUCUAAAAUGGAAGAAUUGAUCCAAUGGCUGAAUGCGAAUAUUCCGCCUGAAAACAAGGCUACCAUCGUGCACGGAGAUUUCCGUCUGGAUAACUUGAUCUUUGAAGAGAAGUCAAGCAAAUGGUUGAGUUCUCUCGCGGUGCUUGAUUGGGAGUUAUCAACGUUGGGAGAUCCUCUAGCUGAUCUCGCCUACAACUGCCUCGUCUACCAUCUCCCUCCAACUUUCCCCAAUCGCUACAGUCAAGUACCAGGCUUUGCUGGAGCUCAGCUGCCAGAAGGAAUUCCAACAGAAGAGGAGUACGUCAAGUCCUACAUGCGGCGGACGGGGCGUCAGAGCAUCCCCGCGUGGAACUUCUACCUCACCUUCUCCUUCUUCCGCAUCGCCGCCAUUCUUCAGGGUGUGUACAAGCGCUCGCUGCAGGGGAACGCGAGCUCAGACCGAGCUAGGGACGUUGGGGCUCUGGCGGACCAGAUGACGAAGAUGGCUCUAAAACUGUCCAAGAAGGCUCGCGCGAUCGAACUUUAG
This is a messenger RNA of Guillardia theta CCMP2712, 1152 nucleotides long. RefSeq lists its product as hypothetical. The record is from RefSeq and is a predicted model, not a curated record. The transcript is spliced from 12 exons. The coding region runs from base 1 to 1152 and encodes 383 amino acids. Lineage: Eukaryota; Cryptophyceae; Pyrenomonadales; Geminigeraceae.